This is a messenger RNA of Protopterus annectens (West African lungfish), 1646 nucleotides long. Its product is annotated as apolipoprotein A-IV-like. Gene Ontology annotation, cellular component: extracellular region. The record is from RefSeq and is a predicted model, not a curated record. The transcript has 3 exons. The coding region runs from base 34 to 1125 and encodes 363 amino acids. Gene Ontology annotation, molecular function: lipid binding. Lineage: Eukaryota; Metazoa; Chordata; Ceratodontiformes; Protopteridae. Gene Ontology annotation, biological process: lipoprotein metabolic process; lipid transport.
CAGGACUUUAUAGCCGCAUAAAAGAGAGACACCAUGUUAUCAGUGCUUCUGACUGUGGUUUUAAUCAUGACAGCAACAGGCUUGCAGGCCAGCCAGGCAAGAAACAGCCUGUGGGAUUACUUCAGUCAGCUGACGGACAAUGUUAAAAACACAGGGGGCCAGGCUUAUACAACACAGAUAAGCAAACAAAUCAAAGGUCUUUUUAAGGACAGCUUUCAACCUGGAAAUUUCUACUCCAAAGGCCUACUCCAAAAGUUAAGCUUGUUCACAGAGCAGGCACACAUCCAUGUCUCCCAGAAUGCUGAGGAACUUCGGACACAAAUUAGGCAACAACUACAGGAAAUACGAACAAAGUUGUCACCUUAUACUGAGGAAGUUCACCAGAAAAUCAGCAAAAACAUUGAAGAACUUCGCCUUAAGCUUAUGCCAUAUGCACAGCAAAUCCAUGACCAUAUGACCUGGAACACACAGGAACUUCAACAACAGUUAAAUCCCUCUGUACAAGAAUUUCAAGAUCAACUGGUAGAAAAUGCUCAUGAUUUUCAAAAAACCUUGACCCAAUAUGCAGAUACACUUGCGAAGAAGAUAAGUCAUAACAUUGAAGUAGUUAAAAGAAGUUUCAAACCUUUUGCUGGCAAGCUAAUAGAACAGAUUUUCCAGGGUAUUGAAGAACUUAAGAGAAACCUAGAAUCCUACCAUUCAGAUGACCAACCAGAUGUGCUCAGUCAACAUAUCAAUGAGCUGUCCCAACAGCUGGUGAAGGAUGCCCAAGAACUUCAUGAGAAGAUCAAUCUCAGCCUUGAUGACCUUAGGAAUGAGCUGCUUCAUCACCCAAACCAGCUCAAGGAACAAGUCAAGCAGACUUCUGUGAACCAUCAGCAGGACAUCAACCCCUAUGUGGAAGGUCUCAGUGAUGAGGUCAUUAUAAAAAUUGAAGACUUCAGUAUCAAAGUUUCUAGACAUGUGGAGGACCUCAAAAGAAAAAUAGCCCAAAACACUGAAGAGAUGAAGCACAAGCUAGUGCCCCACUCUGAAGGCCAACAGGAAAUGAUGACUUCUCUGGAGGAAAUGCACAGUAAACUCAGCUCUUUGUUGACUGAAAUUCGACAAAUACUACAUCAUUAAACCUGACAUUGAGGAGUAUAGUACUACAAACAAUGCAUCCUUAAAAACCCACCCAUGAUCACAGGUGGGACACAAACAAGCUCUGUUGUUGCUAAAUCAAUGAUGUUCACACUCCAUGGCCUUCUCUUACUUCACUGGGACAUGGCAGAAGAUUAUUGCUCAUAAUAGAAGGGCCAAGCAUGGACGGAAGAGACUACAAUGUUUCCUGAAGUCAAUAUUCUGAGGUUUGCAGAGCUGUAUGUACAUAUGAACUAUAUCUGUGAAUAGAGGCUAUAUUGUAGUACACACUAAAAUAGUGGAAGGAAUCUGAAGAGCUACCAUGCAGUAUUAUAUUUCAUUAUGUAAAUUAUUGCCACCAAAAACUUUUUAAAUUGGACUGUGUGGUGCCAACAUUAUGUCUCUUUAGCUAGGGCACAAGUGAAUGUUACAUGUAAGUGAAUGUAUUUAUUCAUAUCCACUUUUGUUUUUAACUGUACAGACUUUUUUGUUCAAUACAGAUCAAUUAAAUUUAGAUAACCUGC